AUGUCUGCGUCGCUCAUCAACACCGUCCGCUCCACAUUCCUGCAAGAAAUCCGAUCCGUCAAUCCAGAGGGGAGAUGGAAGAUCCUCGUCGUCGACGAACAUGUCCAAAAGCUGUUGAGCACCGUGCUGAAGCAGUUUGACAUCUUAGAAGAGAACGUUACCCUCAUCGAGUCAAUAUCAACGCACCGGGAGCCGCAACAAUUUGAAGCGGUCUACAUGCUCAUGCCCACGACCCAAAAUGUCGAUAGAAUCAUUCAGGAUUUCUCGAACGGACGUCAACAAUACCUCGGAGCGCAUCUCUUUUUCUUAGAUGGUCUCGCAGAGCCUUUAUUCCAACGGCUGACGUCCUCCCCUGCCGAACCGCACCUGAAAUCCCUCAAGGAAUUGUUUGUCAACUUCUGGGUGACGGAAGCACAGACCUUCUCCAUGAACGCACCUGAGCUUUUCUUCCACAUAUACAGUCCGCCCAGGAACGAAGCCUCAUUUCGAACGGCGCGGUCACGAUUGGAGGAAGAACUGCGGUUCGUAAGCAAGCGUAUCGCAGAUCUGUGCAUCACACUGAACGAGUUCCCGUAUAUACGGUACUAUCUACCGAGUCAUCACCACCCACUGGGUCCACUUCAGCCAAAUCAGCAAACGAGGGCGCCGCCACCACCAGAGGGAAGCAGUCGAUGGAGGACAAAUCUGGCAAGAGGCGAAGCGGCGCGGCAGUACGAAACUGCAGACACGGAGUUCGUCACGAAAGUAUUGGCGUCCAUGGUACAGCAGUGUCUGGAGGAACAUAAGAAGGCGAACCCUGAUUUUCCUAGUGCUUCGGAUCCACCUCGGCCCCGUGGGACUCUCAUCAUCACCGAUCGGGCCAUGGAUGUCAUCGCACCCUUUAUUCACGAAUUCACUUACCAAGCCAUGUGCAAUGACCUACUCCCCAUCCAAGAUGGGUCCAAGUACUCGUACAAAUUUCAAUCGUCAGUGGGUACAUAUGAAGAUAAAGUAGCGACGUUGUCGGAUGCGGAUUCGGUGUGGACGACCGUCCGGCAUAUGCAUAUGCGGGAAGCUAUCGAUAAGCUUAUGGCAGACUUUAACAAAUUCAUGGAGGAUCAUGCUGGAUUUAAAGGCGGAGGUGCUGCGAGUCUGAAUGAUAUGAAAGACAUGCUUGCGAGCUUGCCGCAGUACCAAGAGCAGCGGGAAAAGUUCUCAUUGCAUCUGAAUAUGGCGCAAGAUUGUAUGACAAUAUUCGAGAAAGACAAACUUCCACUGGUUGCUAACGUCGAGCAAUGCUGUGCAACAGGACUCACUGCUGAAGGGAAAACCCCGAAGACGCUUGUCGAAGAGAUGGUGCCGCUACUUGACGGCCGGGAUGUCAGCAACUUCAACAAGGUGCGCAUCAUCGCACUGUACAUCAUGCACCGCGAUGGCGUACCGGACGAAGAUCGGCGACGGCUGUACCAACAUGCGAGGUUGAGUAUGGUGGAGCAGGAUGCAGUGAAUGCGUUAGUCCAUCUCGGCGUGCGAAUCACGAGGGGUGCUACGGAUAAGGACACCAAGAAGAAAUUGAAGCAGAAGCCGCAUGCAGCUGAGGAAUAUGAACUUUCAAGAUACAAACCAUUAAUUCGUACCGUGAUCGAGGAUCAUGUCGGCAACAAACUUGAUCAGACACUUUUCCCUUACGUCAAGGAUACGCCGUUGGCGGUUACACCUGCAAAUGGCGUUCGUCAAUCCCCCACACCGACCACGUCUUUGCGCAGUGCAAAACCGAGCUGGCAUAAGGCUGUACGACCAACUGCACCGGCCGAUAAUCGCCAGCGUGUGAUCGUAUUCGUCGCUGGCGGGAUGACAUAUUCAGAGGUCCGAGAGGCAUACACACUCAGCGCAUCGCUGAACAAGGACAUCUACAUCGGGUCGACGCAUACUAUCACUCCCCGUCAGUUCUUCGACGAUCUCAAGGUUCUCGAGUUGUCAGGCGUAGGAUCCCGUGCAGUUCCCAAUGGCAUACCUUUGUCCCAGCCACAUAAUUCGUACCAAGAGUACUACGACCAGAAGUACUUUAUCCCCGACCCAGCACCACCGCGGCGCCCUGAACUCCACGUCCCGAAAGACACGAAGACGAGUGGAAAAUUGAGUAAGGCACACUCACCAAGCUCGCCAUAUGCUGCUAGUUCGACCUCUGUGAAUAGUUAUGGAACAAAUGGACCGGAGAAGGAGGAGAAGAAGAAAAAGAAGAAGGGUCUGUUUCAUUUUUGAGAUGUGAUCUCGGGUGUCCGGGGGCGGCACUACCGUUUCUUUCCCUUCGCUACCCU
Messenger RNA from Pisolithus orientalis, 2297 nucleotides. Its product is annotated as Sec1-like protein. The transcript has 15 exons. The coding region runs from base 1 to 2241 and encodes 746 amino acids. The record is from RefSeq and is a predicted model, not a curated record. Gene Ontology annotation, biological process: intracellular protein transport; vesicle-mediated transport. Gene Ontology annotation, molecular function: syntaxin binding. NCBI's taxonomy places the organism in Eukaryota, Fungi, Basidiomycota, Agaricomycetes, Boletales, Pisolithaceae. Gene Ontology annotation, cellular component: secretory granule; plasma membrane.